Messenger RNA from Priapulus caudatus, 1024 nucleotides. RefSeq names its product 1-phosphatidylinositol 4,5-bisphosphate phosphodiesterase delta-4-like. The coding region runs from base 17 to 727 and encodes 236 amino acids. The record is from RefSeq and is a predicted model, not a curated record. Gene Ontology annotation, biological process: phosphatidylinositol-mediated signaling. Lineage: Eukaryota; Metazoa; Priapulida; Priapulimorpha; Priapulimorphida; Priapulidae. Gene Ontology annotation, molecular function: calcium ion binding; phosphatidylinositol-4,5-bisphosphate phospholipase C activity. The transcript is spliced from 7 exons.
CGUUCUCCUGCCCGACAUGACGGCACUCAAGUACACGGACUCUCACAAAUGGAUAAAAGGAAACUGCUCGUUCCCUAUUGCCGACAUACAGGAAGUAAGAACCGGAUGGAACACCGCCAUCUUUGACUCCGUCGCAAAAUCCAGCAGCAACGCACUCGACGAGCGUCAGUGCUUCUCAUUGGUCAUGGGCAACAAUUACGUGACGCUCGAUCUGGCAGCUGAUUCGCCAGAGACGCGCGACCGGUGGGUGGCGGCGCUGCAAACGCUCGUGAAACGUCACACGUCGGCUAGCCUGAAGAAGCAACAUUAUCUCUACCUGAAGGAACAUUUCAUAAAAGCUGAUUCGGAUAAAAAUAAAAGAUUAGGUUUCGACGAGAUUCAAUCGCUAUUGAAGCAAAUGAACAUCAGUAUAGAUAAGAAAAAUGCAAAGAGGAUGUUUGAGAGGGCCGACAAAAACCGAAAUGGAAACCUGGACGUGGUUGAGUUUGUUGACUUCUACGAGCGGCUGUUAGUAAGACCCGACAUCGACCAAAUCAUUACCAGCUUCACUGCUGCCGAUGACGCGAAUUUCCUUGAUGCAGUAGAUCUGCAACGAUUCCUCCAGCAAUCACAGAAGGUCGAGUUCUCGUUGGACGACUGUAGGAUGUUGAUAAACAACCACGAGGUCCAGCCGACGUUCAAGAAGGAAGGCUUUCUCAGCAGUGACGGGCUGAGUCGCUACUGCUGAAGGAAUAUCCGGUGGAUCAGCAAACACAUGCGGCGAAAUCUACCAAAGAACAUGAGCCAGCCACUCCAGCGAAUACUAUAUAGCACUUUCCCACCAACACGUCAAGUUUUUAACGUUUCAUCGUCACGUCAGCUGUUCUUAAGCGCUUAUUUUAUUGCGCCGUGGCAUUUUUAUUCUAAAAUGUCAGAGGCGGAUUCAAGACGGUAUUUGCCGUAUGUGGGAAAGUACGUCUAGAUUUCCAAGUGCCCUUUCGAAAUUUUGCGCUAAAAAUACAAGAAAGCAAUUUGAUGGAGUUUG